UUUUCUUCUGCUCUUGGUGAGAAAGUGCCUCCUUCUUCCCAGGACCAGGACCUCUGCCAUCCAACGCCACAAAGAGACAUUCUGCGCGCGCACACACGCGCGCGCGCGCGCACAUACACACAUUCACUCACACACACACUCACACACGGGCACACACACUUGCCCAGAGACAAACUUAAGGUGAGAGGAAAGAGCGCUAGCUUCACUUGAUCUCCAGGCUCCAACUUCAGCAGGACUUGAGAGCAUCUGAACUUCUGGAUUUUAGGACAAGUGAAGAAGAUUCUUUGGGCUAUAAAGAUGAAGAGUCUACUUCUUCUGGUGCUGAUUUCAGUCUGCUGGGCUGAUCAUCUUUCAAACAACUAUACUCUAGAUCAUGACAGAGUUAUUCACAUCCAAGCAGAAAAUGGCCCCCGUCUACUCGUGGAAGCAGAACAAGCCAAGGUGUUCUCACACCGAGGUGGCAAUGUUACACUGCCGUGUAAAUUUUUCCGAGACCCUACAGCAUUUGGCUCAGGAACCCAUAAAAUCCGAAUUAAGUGGACCAAGCUAACUUCAGAUUACCUCAAGGAAGUGGACGUUUUUGUUUCCAUGGGAUACCACAAGAAAACCUAUGGAGGCUACCACGGUAGAGUGUUUCUGAAAGGAGGCAGUGAUAAUGACGCUUCUCUGGUGAUCACAGACCUUACCCUGGAAGAUUAUGGGAGAUAUAAGUGUGAGGUGAUUGAAGGAUUAGAAGAUGAUACAGCUGUGGUAGCAUUAGAUUUACAAGGUGUGGUAUUCCCCUAUUUUCCACGACUGGGGCGCUACAACCUCAAUUUUCAUGAAGCACAGCAGGCUUGUCUGGACCAGGAUGCUGUGAUUGCCUCCUUCGACCAGCUGUAUGAUGCCUGGCGGGGUGGGCUGGACUGGUGCAAUGCUGGCUGGCUCAGUGAUGGGUCUGUGCAAUAUCCCAUCACAAAACCGAGAGAACCCUGUGGAGGCCAGAACACAGUGCCCGGCGUCAGGAACUACGGGUUUUGGGACAAAGAUAAAAGCAGAUAUGAUGUUUUCUGUUUUACAUCCAACUUCAAUGGCCGGUUUUACUACCUGAUCCACCCCACCAAGCUGACCUACGAUGAGGCGGUGCAGGCUUGUCUCAAUGAUGGUGCUCAGAUUGCAAAAGUGGGCCAGAUAUUCGCUGCCUGGAAACUUCUGGGAUAUGACCGCUGCGAUGCGGGCUGGCUGGCGGACGGCAGCGUCCGCUACCCCAUCUCUAGGCCAAGAAGGCGCUGCAGUCCAACGGAGGCUGCAGUGCGCUUUGUGGGUUUCCCAGACAAAAAGCAUAAGCUGUAUGGUGUCUACUGCUUCAGAGCAUACAACUGAGCGUGCCCCUAGAGCACGGCAGUUUUAAAGUCAUUAAGAACAUGUGAAAGGUUUCUUUUUCAAUAUGAACUCAUGCAAGUUACCAAAACUGUGAUGAACCCUUUUUUACUUACUGUAAAGAGUCAUUUUCAUAAAGACCAAUUCAUUAA
This is a messenger RNA of Phacochoerus africanus (Common warthog), 1511 nucleotides long. It is a transcript of the gene HAPLN1, whose product is annotated as hyaluronan and proteoglycan link protein 1. The record is from RefSeq and is a predicted model, not a curated record. Lineage: Eukaryota; Metazoa; Chordata; Mammalia; Artiodactyla; Suidae. Gene Ontology annotation, molecular function: hyaluronic acid binding. The transcript has 5 exons. Gene Ontology annotation, biological process: cell adhesion. Bases 298 to 1362 code for a protein of 354 amino acids.